CAGAUUAUAUUGCGCUCUAUAAAUUAUAAAUCCACUCGCGGUUUUGAAGACAUCAGCAACAUUAAGGACACCUUUGCAAAACUUUUUUUUAUGUUGUUGGAAACGCAUCUCUGGGAUUAGAGUGCUCUUCUUUUUAUCAUUCCACAACAGGUUAAGCAGAGAACAGAGAAAGUUGUCAUCAUGGCAAUAAUGAUACUGCCAUUCAUCGGAGCACUCUCAGUGUCUGAGGGUUUGAUAGCCUUGGUGACGGUGUGCUUCGUCUACCUGACGCUUAAGCAUUUCCACAGAGAGAUCCCUGAAGGGCUUUGUCAACUCCCCGGCCCGAGCUCGCUUCCCAUCAUUGGGAAUUUGCUAGAGCUGGGCAACAAGCCUUACCUAAGUCUUACUGAAAUGAGCAAGCGUUAUGGGGAUGUGUUCCAGAUUCAGCUAGGCAUGCGUCCAGUUGUCAUUCUGAGUGGCUAUAAAACAGUUAAACAAGCUCUCACCAAACAGGGCGAUGACUUCGCCGGUAGGCCAGACCUGUACAGCUUCAGCUUCAUCAAUGAUGGCAAGAGUCUGGCCUUCAGCACAGACAAAGCUGGUGUUUGGCGGGCUCGCAGAAAGCUUGCCUACAAUGCACUGCGUUCUUUUUCUUCACUGGAGGGAAAGCUCCCAGAGUACUCCUGUUUGCUGGAGGAGCACAUCUGCAAAGAGGCUGAUUACCUGAUCAAAGAACUCCAAAAUGUCAUGACAACUGAAGGCAAAUUUGACCCUUUCCGCUACAUAGUUGUUUCUGUUGCCAAUGUGAUCUGUGGGAUGUGCUUUGGCCGACGUUAUAACCACCAUGACCAGGAGCUGGUGGGCUUGGUAAACCUCGCCGAGGAUUUUGUCACGGUGGCUGGCAGUGGCAACCCAGCAGACUUCAUCCCUGCUCUGCAGUAUCUGCCCAACAAAUCAAUGAAGAAGUUUGUAAACAUCAACAACCGCUUCAACAACUUUGUUCAAAAGAUCGUCAAUGAGCACUAUGCCACCUUUGACAAGGAUAACAUUCGUGACAUCACAGACUCCUUAAUAGAUCACUGCGAGGACCGGAAGCUUGAUGAGAAUUCCAACAUCCAGAUGUCAGAUGAGAAAGUUGUCAGCAUAGUCAAUGACCUCUUUGGAGCUGGUUUUGACACCAUAUCUACUGCUCUGUCAUGGGCAGUGAUGUACCUUGUGGCUUAUCCAGAGGUUGAGAAGCAGCUUUUUGAAGAAAUCAAGGAGAAAAUUGGUCUGGAUCGUUCACCUGUUCUCUCUGAUAGAAACAACUUGCCUUUACUGGAGUCUUUCAUCCUGGAGCUCUUUCGUCAUUCUUCAUAUCUGCCUUUCACAAUCCCACACUGCUCUACAAAAGAUACAUCUCUGAAUGGCUACUUCAUUCCCAAAGAUACUUGUGUUUUCAUCAACCAGUGGCAGAUAAACCACGACGAAGAGCUCUGGAAAGACCCAUCUUUGUUCAUCCCAAACCGCUUCCUCAAUGCUGACGGCACAGAGGUGAACAAGUCAGAGGGAGAGAAGGUGCUUGUUUUUGGCUUGGGAAAGCGGCGUUGCAUUGGCGAGGUUAUUGCACGAAAUGAGGUCUUCCUCUUCCUGGCAAUUAUCAUUCAGAAGCUGCACUUUUACAAAUUACCUGGGGAGCCCCUGGACAUGACCCCAGAGUAUGGCCUCACAAUGAAGCACAAACGCCAUUACCUGGGAGUUGCAAUGAGACCUAAGGAUGAGCAGUGAAACUAUGCAUUAUUUAGAAUGUAACAUUCUAAAGGUGCUCUAUAUUGAUUGUGACACUAUAGAUGAAGAGUUACAUUAAGUGUGAGCGAAAGAAGUAUCUUUCUAAGAAAGUAGGGCACUGGGUGGCCUUUAUCUAUAGAGCUAACGGCAUUGAGGCAAGUAAACGAAAUUUGCUUGAUGCAGAUUAUAAGAGAUGUCUACAUUUGGGUCAAUUACUUUGUAGUUUGAGACUAUGCAAAGCAUUAUGUCUACACAUUGCCUCUGCAUCUAAAUGAAGAACAAGUAAAAGCAUGUUUUUUUUGUUUUUUUUGUUUUGCUGUGUUGUCCUGUAAUCUAAAAGCAACCCAUGUAGAAGUGAUCAACCAUACAAUAAGAGUUGUUCGUCUUUUGGAUGGAGAGUAAACUUUAUAGGGCAUUACUAUGAAGGGCACUGUAAUCAAUACUUUGUAACAGACGUCUCUGAAGCAAACAGAUAUUACAGUAUGAUACCGUUCACAUUUGUAAGCUUAUUAUUUUAAUUUCAGUGUACUGUAAAUGCCAACCCUGAAGCUAUAUUUCUAUCCCUAAAUGUGAUUAUGUGUAUGUGUGUCUGUAUUUUUUAUAGGUCAUUUUUUUUAUGAUCCAAACAUUUGUUUAUGUUUGAGGUGAACCACUUAUUUGUGCCAAAAAUGAUUAAUCAGGGCAGUUCAAAUGAUUCUGGAAAAAUAUCAUAUUGCUGUACAAUUUUAUAUUUCUUGUAUGUCAUUUAUUGUAUAAAAAUGUAAGGUUUUGAAUUAUUCUAUGCACAGAAAUAAAAUAAAAUGCUGUACAGAUAA
This is a messenger RNA of Girardinichthys multiradiatus, 2561 nucleotides long. It is a transcript of the gene cyp1a, whose product is annotated as cytochrome P450 1A1. The record is from RefSeq and is a predicted model, not a curated record. Bases 181 to 1746 code for a protein of 521 amino acids. NCBI's taxonomy places the organism in Eukaryota, Metazoa, Chordata, Actinopteri, Cyprinodontiformes, Goodeidae. Gene Ontology annotation, biological process: hormone biosynthetic process; progesterone metabolic process. Gene Ontology annotation, molecular function: heme binding; oxidoreductase activity, acting on paired donors, with incorporation or reduction of molecular oxygen, reduced flavin or flavoprotein as one donor, and incorporation of one atom of oxygen; iron ion binding. The transcript has 7 exons.